UUUAGCCUGUGAAUUUGUAAAUAUGGCGCGGGAGCACUAUGCGCUUGUCGAUCGCAGUUUCUAAGUUUGUUAUAAUUAUUUGGAGUUACCCGUGACAUUAUUUUAAGCUGCGGUUCGCUUAAACAAUAAUAAAGAUGACGGCAGAGGUUGUACCAGUGUCGCAGCUGUCGUCCUGCAAUGAUGAGGACUUCGAUAAAGUCAUCAAGGAAAUGUCACUCAAGACGCUGAUGGAGAGCAUCUCGGGGCUGCAGAAGGAGAUGGCGAGAGAGCAGGAGAACUUUAACUCCCUGAACGCGGAGCUCCAGAGCAUGAAGAGCCGGAACUCCUCCCAGUACAAGUCCAUCUCCAGGGAGAUGGUGACGUCACAGACGAGGCUCACGCUGCUCAUGAACAGAAGCAUGAAAUGUUUUGCACAGAUGCGAGUCACAAAGCAAAACUUACAGCAAGGAAAACAGGGUCCGGUCCAGCUCAGGAGACGAAAUUCCGCAAAAGGGGACCAACCCUCACCUACCAAAUCCUCCACCUCCGUUCAGCGCAGCAAAUCUAUGUAUAUUCCACCCCAACCCGAUCCAGACCCACCUGCAACCCGAAUCAUAAAAGCCGGAAGUAGUGCUCUUAUUAACCAAAACCCAAACACGUCAAAACCCUACACUCCCGUCAUCGCCAAUGGCGUCUUGACAACCCGACCUCCCGCUGGUGCACGUGUUCCUGCUGACAGGGUUAAAGGUCAGGUGCAUAUGGUUAAUGCAAUUAAUAAACCGACUAGCAAUGGUAUACAGAAGCUUAUCAUGCAGGACAAUAUUCAGAAUAACUUGGCGCCGGUGACUAAUGGGUCUAAUGGGGAGAAAGAAGCUUUGCAGAUAUUGCCCAGUGUCCGAAUGUUGGCUAAGAAUUUCAGUGUGUCCGAGAAAUCCAUUGAUUCUAAUGUGGCUAAGAGUAACAAGCCAAGAUUGGUGAAACUUAGAUCGAGCGAGUCAAUGAGGAUUGAGAGGCCUGUCUCUGAUGGGUUAGUGUUUUCUUCUAAACAGAACAAUGAUGCUGUUAUGAAUGGAACACGAAGCGAGCAGACGUCAUCUGGGAGACAUGUUGUGUCAACUGUUCUAAAGUUUGAUCCGUCUCCGAAGUACAAAUCCACUGACAACUUGUCCACUAUAGAUAUGGCAUCCCCCCGACCUAGAACCAACUCCAUACCGAGGGUCAUUACGGUUGCGAGUAGUGCAAGGGAGGUAACUCAGGCUAAUGAUGUCAAUUCAUCUACAAAUAAAGUUACUUUGAAUGGUAAGACUUGGAAUAGUACCCCAAAGGAAAACCAACAACCCAGAACAACAGUAAAUGUCAAAACUAAUGGAAGCAAAGCUGUUGCGAACAAUUCUGUCAAGUCAAAUAAAGUUGAGUAUAAUAUGUUUCCUGGUAAAGAUGCCCUAAUGCAGGAGAUAGUGUCUCGUAGGAAGGACAGUGACAUGGAAACAACAAGAAUUGAAGUCAAUGAACAUGUGUUGAAAUCCAAACCAGUUGUCACGGCACAGUCCACACAGCAGACGGACAAGACUAGAGAGCAGACGGCAACAUUCACUCAGCAGACCACAGCAUCUACUCGGCAGAUGGCAACAUCCAUGCAGCAGACGGCAACAUCCACCCAGCAGACGACAACAUCUUCUCGGCAGACAGCAACAUCCAAACAGCAGACCCCAGUCAGCAAAACUGGAAUAACUCAUGUGGUCACAACCAAAGUGUUCGUCCAAGCACAGGAUCCCAAAGCAGCACCAUCUCAAGGGAUUACGGAGAACCAACAGGGAGGAGGUGUUCCGAGUGACGGCAAUGCCUCCACCAAAUCCGUGCCCGUGGUCGUCAAGAGUGGAGGAUCUCAGGGACCUCCGGAAAAACCAGCCCGGAGAUCCCGGCCCGACUCCCAGAACCUGCUGGACAAGGGGAGACAACCCAGCCAGGCACCAGGUCCCCCGGUAGCAGCACCCCCCACAGACCCCAGCGCCAGGGUCAAGCUGGUCGACCAGGACGACGACGAGGUCACGCCCAGGAUCAACCUCCGCAACUGGGACCCGAGUCUGUUGUUGAAGGAGGUGUAUUCGGUCCGGCUGAUGGAAGAUAAUGCCGAGGACAUCUCUCACCAGUUCAUCGCCAUGGAGGGCUACAUGGAGAAGUUGCCCAUGAACAAGAAGAAGUCGACGCUGCUGAAGACGUGGAAGAGGAGGUUCUUCAAGGCUGUUGAUGGCUGGCUGUACUACUAUGAGUCCAGUAACCGGGACAAGCCGAGCGACACCGUCCAGCUGAUGGGGGGUCGGAUAGACGACAUGAGCAACAGAAUCCUCGGGAUCGAUGAUGGAAGAGGCAAGUUCCUGAUGGUGCGCUGUCCCACGGAGCGUGAACACGGGCAGUGGAAGUUGGCGCUGGAAUCUCAGACAGCCGACAAUACCAAGGCCAACUACAUCCGCCCCGCCCUGAGAGCGAACCCCCAUCCUCAGAAGAAUGUUGUGAUCAUCGAUCUUGGCAGCACAUCAGUGCGAGCAGGCAUACUUGGUGAUCAAGCAACCAUGCCAGCGUUGUUCUUCCCAAGUGUUGUUGCAGUCCACAAAACAACCGAUGAGCUGGUUGUUGGAAGUGACGCCUACAAGCCGAGUGUCCGACUCGAGUCCGUCCUCUCUCACCCCAUCAGCCCUUCCAACAAAGUAGACAAGGAUCACUGUAUUCUCCCUUUUAACAUCGACAGCAAGCAGAUGCCAGCUGUGUUCGAUAAGAUUUUCAGAGACCUGGGGGUCAACCCCUCGCAGUAUAUGGUGAUGAUCAGCACCCCCCAGAGUCUUGGGGACAACCUGCGGAAGAGUCUGAUGGAGCUGCUGAUGUCUCGCCACCAGGUGGCAGGGGUGUGCAUGGUGCAGCAGUCACUUCUCUCCCUCUACUCCUACAACGCCACGUCCGGCAUCAUCGUCGACAUCGGGGAGAGGAUCGAGAUCUUGCCCAUAUUCGAUGGUUUUGUCAUCGAGGGUGGGAUGGCCCGCCUCCCGUACGGAGCCCAGAAGGUUCAGGACACAUUGCUGCUCUCCCUCCUGGCUGACAACUACAAGUUCUCCUCGUCAGUAGAGAAGCUCCUCGUCAGAUACGUGAUGGAGAAGAGCUGCUAUGUGCCCCAGAACUACAAAGAGGAGGUCCAGCGCUGCAAGAUGUCCCCAGACUCCAUCAAGUCCACCGUCAGCCUCGACAACUUCAACCUGCCACCAGAAGCUUACAAGAGUGUGACCCAUGACGAGAGUCGGUUCCGGAGUCCGGAGGGGCUGUUUGACACAGACAUGUGGGAGAUGGACUUCCCCAAUCUCCACAAGCUGGUGUUCCAGGCCAUCCAGGCGUGUCCCAUGGACAGUCGCAGGCGCAUGUUCAGGGCUGUCUACCUGAGUGGUGGAGUCACAAUGAUGCCAGGAUUUGUGGACAGACUUCAACACGAGCUGAUGAAACUAGCGCCACCUAGUGUUCCCGUAGAGGUCCACGCGGCACCUCAGCGUUACCAUGCGGCUUAUGUAGGAGCGUGUGCAGUGGCUGGGAUGGCGGAGUUUGAACACAUGUGUAUAUCUCGAGAUGAGUGGCGGGACCACGGUGUCAAGGCUUUCAGAAAGUGGAAUGCUCCAUCGUCUUAGCAUCGUAAUAACAUCAUGACUUCCUUAAUUGGGAUACAUGAAAUAAUCCUUAUAAGGUCUUGGAUGUGUACAGCAUGACACCCCGAAGAUUUAUGGAUUAUUCUUGUUAGGUUGCGAGUCUGUACAACCAACCUUACACCCCUCGGAUAUAUGGAAUAUUCCUGUGGAUCUGUACAACCUUACACCCCUCAAAUACAUGGAACAUUCCAGUUCAUGGAUGAGCAGACGGACAGUUUCUGUUUCAUAUACAUGUGUAUAUCAAAAUAAUUGUACAAUUCUGUAAUUUAUUUAACAAAUACUAUUGGAUUGUAUUUAUGUAUACACAGAAUGACGUGUACAACAGUGAGUUUAGUAUGUAUACAUGUGUAUAUGUAUAUGCACACUAGGGCUGCCAUUGGGCAUUGAAACAUCAGUAUAUAUUAGUUGUCAACCAUUCUCCUUAGCCAAUGAGAAGCUAGUAUCUAAAUGAAAUAGCUAGCUAGAUAAAUAUAUAUGAGAAAAUUGAUACAGGUUUUCUGUUUUCUGUAAGGGCUUAAAAGGAUAAGUCUCCGAUAAUGUAUUCAAGUGAUACACAAUGUACAACAGUGCGGAUCAAAACGCAUGCACCUUAAGAUUAACAUUGACACCUUGUCACUAGUUUGAGUAUAAAGUGCCGCACAGCUCCUUCACAAGACUGAAUUUCAUCAUAUAUUUUGAAAAAUUGUCUGUAAUAGUAUGCAGCAUUAAUUGAUAUAUAUGAGGAUACUCAAAUUUCCAAACAGUGACAGCCCUGUUGUGUGUAUGUAUGUACAGACACAAGGGAGUGUAGUAAGAUGAAAGUGUGUGUUAGAUAGCCCAGCGGGCCGUGUGUCAGCUUGUGAUAUGUUUAGGUUUGUUUCCCACGUCAUUGUGUGGAUAAUAGUGUCAAACUAACAUGUUUACUUUGAAACUGAUCUUAGCGGUUUUCAUUUUCCUUGCCAUGGACAAGUAUUUUGUACAUUGUAGGUCUCCAUUUUAUGUGUAAAUAAUUGAUGUGACUAAACAGUGACGCGAUGACUGUAAUGGGAUAAAUCCUUCAGAUGGAUGGAAAGUAACAAGGCCUAACAAAAAUGAUUCCAACACUGACUUCCUCUCUUGUUGCACAACUGGUAUUAGUUGAAGCGUUAAUGUGUGAGUUGACAUCUUCCCGAGGCAAAAGAGUUAACUGGAUAUAAAAGUCCAGUUUCCACCCUUGCCGAACUAGGCUGGUAUUAUGGAGUUACGUUUUGGAUGGACUAAU
Messenger RNA from Haliotis rufescens (red abalone), 4902 nucleotides. RefSeq lists its product as uncharacterized. The transcript has 21 exons. NCBI's taxonomy places the organism in Eukaryota, Metazoa, Mollusca, Gastropoda, Lepetellida, Haliotidae. The record is from RefSeq and is a predicted model, not a curated record. The coding region runs from base 135 to 3644 and encodes 1169 amino acids.